This is a messenger RNA of Oryzias latipes (Japanese medaka), 871 nucleotides long. It is a transcript of the gene fcer1g, whose product is annotated as Fc epsilon receptor IgFc epsilon receptor Ig. Gene Ontology annotation, biological process: cell surface receptor signaling pathway. Gene Ontology annotation, cellular component: Fc-epsilon receptor I complex. The record is from RefSeq and is a predicted model, not a curated record. Gene Ontology annotation, molecular function: IgE receptor activity. Lineage: Eukaryota; Metazoa; Chordata; Actinopteri; Beloniformes; Adrianichthyidae.
CACAACUUCCCCUCUGAGCUGUGAAGUAUGCAACACCCACCUCAGAGCGCAGACGAGCUGCCGAGCUUUGCCGUCGACUGCAGGAGCCCGAUACUCGAGCCGAGCCUCAUCUGCCAUGGCCGCGUGGGGCAGGAACCCGCUCCUGGGGGCCGUUCUUCUGGGGAUGAGCUUUGGGAGAGCUGACGCGCUCUCCGAGCCGGAGAUCUGCUACGUGCUGGACGGCAUCCUGUUCUUGUACGGCAUCAUCCUGACUGCGCUGUACUGCCGGAUCAAGAUUAUGAGCGCCAGAGAGGCUAAAGGAGCUAAAGGCGGCCAGAACGUGGAGGAGGGCAUCUACACGGGCCUGACUCCUCACGCCACAGACACGUAUGAGACCAUCGGCAUGAAGAAGUGACGCUGCAGGAAGGAAGGAAGUCCACUUUUUUUUGUUUUGUUCUGUCUUUAAUAACCUCAUUAACCACUCUGCUUUUAGCGACCAUUUUACUUCACACUCGUGCAGCUUCCCUCUGACAAACAUCUGAUGCUCCAGAAGCCUUUAUUUACAAGCAAAAACAACGUAUUUAGAGCUCUGAAGCACAAACCCACAAAUAAAAGCAAACACGCAGGAAGAUUUCUGUAAUUUAUCCCUCAAAGGAAGAAAAAUUCAUUCGGCAAAUGGAAAGAAAGAGUCCAGAGAAACUGCCAAAGCAAAGGGGAUCAGGAUUCCCUUUACAUUCCUCUGUAAAUACAUGUGUUCAUGAAACCGUUAAAGUAGAUGCAAACCUCCAGGGAAACAGUUAUUUUGCUCCAUAAGUUUGUCAAAUCGGAUUUUAUUGUGUUUUUUUUUUAAAUGUAUCAUUUCAGUUUCUAAAUAAACAUUUCCAACAUUCUU